Messenger RNA from Tachyglossus aculeatus (Australian echidna), 3483 nucleotides. RefSeq names its product cartilage intermediate layer protein (gene CILP). The record is from RefSeq and is a predicted model, not a curated record. Bases 1 to 3483 code for a protein of 1160 amino acids. The transcript has 8 exons. Lineage: Eukaryota; Metazoa; Chordata; Mammalia; Monotremata; Tachyglossidae.
AUGACCGUGGCCAAGGGGUGGAUCGUCUCCUUCCUGCUACUGGAGGCCAUUGCGGCACCGGGAAUCGGGAGGAGGCAGACAGUGCUCACUCAAUCGGUCCAGAAUGUCCAGCCUGGGAAGAGAAACCUCCGCUCCUUCACCCAGCCAGCUGACUCCCCGGAAAGUCCCGGGGAAUGGACGAGCUGGUUCAACAUCGACCACCCCGGGGGCCACGGGGACUACGAGCGCCUGGACGCCAUCCGUUUCUACUACAAGGAGCGGGUGUGCCCGCGGCCCACGCGGGUGGAGGCCCGCACCACCGACUGGAUCCCGGCCGAGGCCACCGGCCAGUUGGUCCACGCUAGCCCCGAGGAGGGAUUCUGGUGCCUGAACAGCGAGCAAAUUGCAGGCCGGAACUGCUCCAACUAUACCGUGCGCUUCCUCUGCCCCGUGGGUUCCCUCCGGAGAGACUCCCCGCGACUGUGGACCCCCUGGUCGGAGUGGAGCGCGUGCUCGGCCCCGUGCGGGCACACCGGAGUCCAGACCCGCAGCCGGACCUGCCUGGCCAAGUCGCCCCACCACUGCCACGAGCCCAUGGAGGAAGGCCGGCUCUGCCUUGGGCAGGACUGCAAAGCGUGCGACCUGUCCUGCGCCAUGGGCCGCGUGAACGCGGACUGCGACGCCUGCAUGUGUGAGGACUUUGUGCUGCGCGGGGCCGUCUCCCUCCCGGACGGGGCCCCGGCCGCCGGGGCGGCCGUCCACCUGCUGACCCACCUGCAGACCCUCAAGCCCCUGACCCGGGCGGAUGCCGGCGGGAGAUUCCGGAUCCCCGGCCUGUGUCCGGACGGAAGGAGCGUCCUGAGGCUCACCAAGGCCAAAUUCGCCCCCCUCGACAUCACCGUGCCCAAGACUGCCCGCAAAGAAGCCUCGGUCCAGGCCCGCUUCUCCAGAGCAGGCAUCCCCUACAUCACCAAGAACCCCCAGACCAAGGCGAGGAGGGUGGGACAGAGCGUCUCUUUCUGCUGCAAGGCCGUGGGCACCCCGAGCCCCAACAAAUACCUCUGGUACCACAACGAGAGCCUGUUGGAGCCUCCAUCGCACACGUAUGACAACAACCUGAUGCUGAAGAACCUGCGGAAGGACCAGGCGGGCGAGUAUUUCUGCAAGGCCAGUAGCCCGGCCGGCUCCGUGAAGUCCCAGGUGGCUAAGCUCUCCGUCAUAGACGCCCACGAGCCAGCCUGCGACCCGAGGCCCGAGAGCUACCUCGUCAGGCUCCCGGACGACUGCUUCCAGAACGCCACCGGCUCCUUCUACUACGACGUGGGCCGGUGCCCGGCGGGCCCGUGCGCGGGACCUCGGGACCCGGGCCUGCGGUGCCGGGACGAGGGCGAGCGCUGCUGCGGCGUAUCCCGGACGGAGGAGCGGACCAUCGCCUGCGGCGGCUACGCGCUGCCCACCAAGGUGGCCGCGGCCUGCUCCUGCCAGAAGUGCCCGGAGACCAGGACCAUCGUGAGGGGCCGGGCCGUGGCCGUGGACGACGGCGAGCCCCUGCGCUUCGGCCACGUGUACCUGGGGGACCGGCGGGUGGGCGUGACCGGCUACGGGGGGGCCUUCUCCCUCCACGUCCCGCCGGCCACGGAGAGGCUGAUCCUCACGUUCGUGGACCGCCUGGGCCGCUUCGUCAACUCCACCAAGGUCCUGCCCUUCGGCCGGAAGCGGGGCGCCGUGUUCCACGAGGUCAAGAUGCUCCGCCGGACGCCCCCGCUCCUCCUGGAGGCCUCGGAGACCAACGUCAUCCCCCUGGGGGAGAGGCCCGGGGAGGACCCCAUGGCGGAGCUGGAGAUCCCGCCGGGCAGCUUCCGCCGGCCCGACGGGCGGCCCUACGCGGGCCGGGUGCGGGCCAGCGUGACCUUCCUGGACGCCCGGGACGUGGCCUCGGCCCCCGCGGCCCAGAGCGACCUGAGCUUCGUGGACGAGGAGGGGGACGUGCUCCCGCUCCGCACCUACGGCAUGUUCUCCGUCGACUUCGCCGCCGAGGCGGGGGCCGAGCCCCUCCACGCGGGCCCGGUCACGGUGCGGCUGGACGCGGCCCAGGUCAAGAGGCCGGAGCACGCGGCCGCCAUGAAGCUCUGGUCGCUGUCGCCGGCCACGGGCCUGUGGGAGGAGGAGGGGGACCUGCGGGCCGAGGGGCCCGGGGGCCGGCGGCGGAGGGAGGAGAGGACCUUCCUGGUGGGCAACCUGGAGAUCCGGGAGCGGAGGCUCUUCAACCUGGACGUGCCCGAGAGCCGGCGUUGCCUGGUCAAGGUGCGGGCUUACCGCGGCGACCGCUUCCUGCCCAGCGAGCAGCUCCAGGGGGUCGUGGUCUCCGCCAUCAACCUGGAGCCCAGCGCCGGCUUCGCCUCCAACCCGCGGGCCUGGGGCCGCUUCGACAGCGUCCUCACGGGCCCCAACGGCGCCUGCGUGCCCGCCUUCUGCGACGAGCGGGCCCCGGACGCCUACUCGGCCUUCGUCACGGCCAGCCUCGGCGGGGAGGAGCUGGAGGCCGCGGCCUCCUCCCCGGGGCCCGACCCGGCCGUCGUGGGGGUCCCCGAGCCCUACCUGGCCCGCCUGAAGUACCGGCGGAGCGACCACGAGGACCCCAGGCUGAAGAGGACGGCCUUCCGCAUCAGCGUGGCCAAGCCGCGGGCCGGCGUGCCCGGGGAGGCCGGCGGCCCCGUCUUCCCGGCCGAGGAGGCCCGGCGCUGCGAGGACGCCCCGCCGUCCGCCCCCCACUUCCGGUUCUACCGCGUGGAGGGGGACACCUACGACUACAACACGGUCCCCUUCAGCGAGGACGACCCCCUGAGCUGGACGGCGGACUACCUGGCCUGGUGGCCCAAGCCCAUGGAGUUCCGGGCCUGCUACAUCAAGGUGAGGAUCCUGGGGGCCCCGGAGGUGAACGUCAGGUCGCGCAACGCCGGCGGCACGCACCCGCUCACGGCGGGCCGGCUCUACGGCCUCCGCGACGUGCGCAGCGUCGGGGGCCGGGACCGGCCCGGCGUCUCGGCCGCCUGCCUCGAGUUCAAGUGCAGCGGCAUGCUGUACGACCAGGCCCGGGUGGACCGCACGCUGGUCACCGUCAUCCCCCAGGGCAGCUGCCGGCGGGUGGGCGUCAACCCCAUGCUGCACGAGUACCUGGUGAACCACCUGCCCCUGGCCGUCAACAACGCCAGCGGCCAGUACACCAUGCUGGCCCCCCUCGACCCGCUGGGCCACAACUACGGCAUCUACACCGUCACCGACCAGGACCCCAAGACGGCCAAGGAGAUGGCCCUGGGCCGCUGCUUCGACGGCACCUCCGACGGCUCCUCCAGGGUCAUGAAGACCGACGUUGGGGUGGCCCUCACCUUCGACUGCGCCCACAGGGAGGUGGGCCGGCAGAGCGCCUUCCAGUACCUGCGCGGACCCCCGGCCCGCCCCAGCGGGGACCGGGAGCCCACCCGCCGGAGCCGGAGGGAGAGUUAG